AUGGAAGAACUACUACGAAAUUCACAAUGGAAUCCUACUAUGGAAUACACAACGGAAUAUCAUCUACUACGUAUUUCAUUCCAUUGUCACAUUUACGACGGAAUGAUCAUUUCCCUAGCAAACCCUCGCUACGAGGUUGUUUCGCCUCAAAACUCUUAUCCAAAACAAGCGGAAGAAGGUAGAUCUGGAGUGUCAAGAAACGAACCUCCUAAAGCCCCAUCAAAACCCAUUUUCAAGAAAGAACCUAAGGGCAAGGAAAAACUGAUUGGUGAAGAGCCUAUAAUUGAGAAUGACGGAGACGAAGAGCCUGAUGAAGCUGUGCUUAAAAGGAAGAAGGCUCGUGAUGCAGAGUUGAAUGAAAAUCAAUGUAUCGUCAAGGAGGCUGAGGAGAAAGAAAAGGACGAAAAUAAGCUUAGGCUACACUCAAAAGCAAAAUGCUCCUAUUUCCCAAAUCUUCCCAUUACUCCUAAGGCUUUCAAGCUUCGUGCUUUUGUGAAGGUUGUGAAUGCUCCUAUCACAGACAACGGUGCUGAUCACAUGUUGUUCUCCUUCUACUUGAAGCAUAUGAAGCCCCAACUAAUGAUCAAGUCCUACAUUCAAGAAGUUGGUGAGAUGGAUGUGGAUAUUGCCAUCGUUUUGAGCAAAAAUCCUAUUGUCGUUCCCAAGGAAGCUCUCAAAGACUUUGAAAUAGUAAAGCCAGGAAAGAUAUACAAUGAUGGAUGGUUCAUGGUGUAUCAGUCUAGAGAAAGAACUGGAGCUGACUUUCACAAGUCUUGCUUCUUUCAUGAUGACAAACAUUUAUACACUUCUUCUUGUCUGGAAUUUAUAUUGGACUUGAUUACCAAGUGCAAGGGCAACCAUAAGGAUGACAUCAAGUGUUCUUGGAUAUGA
Lactuca saligna is the source of this 891-nucleotide messenger RNA. The record is from the annotation of a GenBank genome assembly. Lineage: Eukaryota; Viridiplantae; Streptophyta; Magnoliopsida; Asterales; Asteraceae.